This is a messenger RNA of Pocillopora meandrina, 1717 nucleotides long. Lineage: Eukaryota; Metazoa; Cnidaria; Anthozoa; Scleractinia; Pocilloporidae. The record is from the annotation of a GenBank genome assembly.
AUGCAAAGUCUGAGAAAAACAGACCUUAGAGAGGCUUGUAUGAGUAGAGUUCCACUUGAACCUACUGAGUGUUUUGUCACAGUAAAGGUUCGGCAUGUUACCAUGGGAAAACAAGAAAGAAGAUUUCCAUCAUCUUCCGCGAUGUCAUCAGUACUUGAUUGGGUAGGAUCGCUUUGUGAAGAACCGGAAAACUUCACUCUUCGUGAUGCUCUUGCACUGCCCUUACAUCCAAACAAUCCAAUUGUGAACCGAAGCAUGAUCUACAUGGUUGUUUCAGACAAAAUUAAACACCCUCUUUGGCUGAGAGUGAAAUUCAUUUCAGAGGUUUUGGAUGGUCUGAUAACGGAAACGAUAACACCCUGGAGGAUAUGUUUCCCGUGCUGGAACAAAACGAAGAAUCCUCAAAAGCUGCACUGGCAAGUGGUUACACAAAUACUAUGGGAAAUGAUAAUUUGUAUGUGCAAGCUAUUUAGUUGUCAAUAUAUCCCCACCUAACCUUUUCUCUCAAGUUAUCAUGACAGCUGCCAUGUACUUAGGCUAAAAGUCAUGGUUAGACCAAGUGUUAUCCGUAUCUUGGGAUUUACUUUCAAUGCCAGCCUCUCUUCAAGCUCUGGUCAUACAGACAAAUACUUUCUUCAUUGCAGGUCUAUUUCUUAGCAUGCGCCCAGCCAACUGAUGGUAGAUGAUGAGUAAGUAUGAGAAACUUACUUGCGACUGAUUCAAGAAUUUAUUAACUGAAAAUAAUUCCAUUCAUGAGAAAUAAUGUUAAAUUUGUAUUCAAAAGUACACUUUUGUUAAUAAUUCACUCAUUUGGGCAUAUUUUGAGAAUCGGCCAAGCGAGAAAACCAUUCCCUGAUAACAUCUAAAUUAUUGGUUUAAAGGUCAAAUAUGAAAAGUAUUAAGUUCAUAAAACUACGUUGUACAAUAUUUUCGAUGAGACAGAAGCAUUUCAUUUCUUUCAUUAGGGCCCCAGAUGAAACAGUAGUACAAAGUAAAUUUGAAACCAAAGUAGUGGAAAGCAGAACAAGUUCAGAGGUUGGUUACUGAACUUGUGUAGCAAGGCAUGAAAACUGAAGAAUUUGGAGUCAACCAUUCAUAGAAACACAUCUUAAAGCCUUUAGUUAAGAGGUGCCAUGGUCUAAGGCUAAGCACCCUUGGCCUGAACAUCGAGAAGACCCGAAAAGAGGGAAACUAGGGAGAGAGGGAAAUCAGUGUACUGGGAAUAGUCUACUUAUUAUAGUAGGGUUUGGGAGGAUGAUGUCUUAAGACUUUACCCUCUGCCCCUGACCGUCAUAUUUGCCUGCACUGACUAGCUGCCUGGCUUCUAUAAUCCUCUGUUCUAGGACGCAUACUGCCUUAUACGAAGUUGAAAAUGUUUUGAUGAAUGUAUCAAUUAAGAAGAGUUGAACUUAGUAGCUAAAUUUAUAACGGAACAGUUACCAUACGUCGUCGAAUUCGUCUCUGAUCAGCCAAAGUUUCAAGUAAGUACUCCAUGCAAAGUGGUACAAAAUUUAUGACAAGUUUACAAAAUAAAACAGCUCGCCUCAAAUAUCGAUCAAAUAUACACACAGAUGAGCAUUUUAUUAUUAAUGAAAAUAAGUUGUUGCGUUGUUACUAGUUUUUUAACAUUUAUUAUUUUUUCUACGGUUUACAACAGAAAUACAUUCACAAGGUGAUGAACUAGCUUUAGAGGAGAUGAAUAAUCCUACUGACCAAG